This is a messenger RNA of Microplitis demolitor, 1640 nucleotides long. RefSeq names its product protein LTV1 homolog (gene LTV1). Gene Ontology annotation, biological process: ribosomal small subunit export from nucleus; ribosomal small subunit biogenesis. The record is from RefSeq and is a predicted model, not a curated record. The coding region runs from base 178 to 1548 and encodes 456 amino acids. The transcript is spliced from 7 exons. Gene Ontology annotation, cellular component: nucleus; cytosol; preribosome, small subunit precursor. Lineage: Eukaryota; Metazoa; Arthropoda; Insecta; Hymenoptera; Braconidae.
ACCACCACCACCACCACCAGAACCAGCUAUCAUUCAUUUUCAUUUAUUAUUUAAAUUGAAUAAUUAUACACGUGUUUACUUGGACAGAUAAUUGGGUUUGAUAAAAUUUAGCAUUUGGUCACUUUAACAGGACAGUAAUAAUUUUUUUUAUUAUUCUUGAUUGAAGAUCUAGACAAAAUGCCAAAGAAAAAAUUUAUCGACAAAAAAAACGCGGCUUCGUUCCUCGUGGGCCAUCGGUCCCAAAAAGAUCCACUGGCAGCUGAUGAAAAUGCACCGCAGCAUGUUCUGGUUCCGAUUGACAGCAAAAAAGCUAAGGAAAAGUGUAAGUCUGUUUUUGAAGACGAAUUCGCUUAUUUACGGAAAUUGGAGGAUGUCAAUAAUUUGCCACAACAAUGGGCCCAAGAUCAGCCUGGCCCUAGCAGUGAAGAUCGUCCUAAAAUAAAUUUACCCUCGUCGGUAUUGCCGUCCUCGGUUGAAGAAAAAACCGGGCUCCUGAAUAGAGCGGCGCCUAUUUCUGGACCCAGACCGGAGCUGGAUCCUGAUAUCGUUGCUGCUCUGGACGAUGACUUUGAUUUUGAAGAUUCCGAUAAUGAAUUGGAGGAUGAUUUUAUCAAGUUGGCUAAUGGUGAUAAUAAUACUGAUUAUUUUAAUGAAGAAGAUGAAUAUGAUGAAUCAGAUAUUUCGUCAAAUUUUAUGGUAGAUUCUGAUGAAGAAAGAGAUGAAGUUUGUAGUUUAGACGGCCCGCAGUUUACAUUCAAAGAUGAGGAAACUAAAUCACGAUUUACAGAGUACUCUAUGAGCAGUAGUGUCAUGAGAAGAAACGAGCAGUUAUCCCACGUUGAUGACAAAUUUGAAAAAAUGUAUGCUGAUUAUGAUGACGAACAAAUUGGAGCACUAGAUUGUGAAGAAAUAGAAGGACACGUUGAUGACGAUUCAAGUUCCAUACUAAAAUUAGCAAUGGAGUUUCAAAAACAACGUGAAGAAUCUACUGUGAGUAUUUCAGAACUGAUGAAAGACCGUUUGAAAAUAAUUGAAAUAAACUCAAGCUCUGAGGGAGAACUAGAAGAAGUCGAAGUAGACGAACGUAGAAGAAAUAAAUGGGACUGCGAAAGUAUUCUGUCUACACACAGCAAUAUUUUCAAUCAUCCUAAAUUACUGCCAGAUCCUAAGAGAAUAGGAAAAAUAAAAAUAGACAAACGUACGGGAAUACCGAAAAACGUUUUGAAUGAUCAGCCUGGAAAGCUGACGGCUAAAAAUUUGGUUCGAUUGGGUCUGGAGAACGAGGACGAGAGGAAUUUAUCUUACUCUGGUAGAUCGAUUGCCGAGACUAAUAAAAGUUAUUACAGUAUGAUAAGUAUCAGGCCCAAGAAUGAAACACGAGAAGAAAAAAAAGAACGUAGAAAACGAGUGAAGGAACAUCGACGGGCGCGAAGAAUCGAGUGUAAAGAAAACAAAAAUGCGUUCAAAGAAGAAAAGAAACGUCAAGAAAAAAUAUUAUUAAAUAAUAAUCGUAACAAAUUAAUUGCUCCAAAUACCCAGCAUAUAUAAAACUAUAAUUUUACUUAUUCUUUAUAAUUUAUAUUAUGUAAAAUAAUAAUUUGAUAUUUUAUACAAUAAGAAUAAAUAAAAUUGAAGGAAUA